GUAGUUAUUAAUAGUAACUUCUAUAGCACCUAAUCUCUUGCUUCAUUGCAAGAAACACAAACAAAAGGAAAGGGAUAGAAAAAGUAAGAUGUCAUGCCAUUAGAGGGUGAUUGAAGAAAAUCCACUGUCCAUUUCUGCAAAGCUAUCAUGUCUUUCCAAUUUGUAAAUCAAGGAUGGGGGAUCAUUUUGUGUUCCUGGUGGAUCGGUUGCUAACUGAAUCCACCCUUGAAGCUACUAUUGAGAGUCAAAACCGAUUGCGGCAAACCAUGCCUUCAGCAAGUAAAGAAAAUACAAAAGAAUUUUCACCACGUUGGAUGGAUUUAGAAUUGACUUCAUUAGCAGGAACAUCAGUAGAGUGUAGGAUUUGCCAUGAGGAGGAGGAUGACAUGAACAUGGAGAUGCCGUGUUCUUGCCGGGGCAGUUUGAAGUAUGCUCAUCGAAAAUGUGUUCAGAGGUGGUGCAAUGAGAAGGGUAACACUAUCUGUGAGAUCUGCCAUAAGCAAUUUGAGCCUGGUUAUACAGCACCGCCCCCUUUGUUUUGUUAUGGUGCUAUUCCAAUGAACUUCAGAGGAAACUGGGAGAUACCCAGAAGGGACCUGCACAAUCCUCCAUCCAUAGCUAUGGUUACUACUGACCAUGAAUUUUUGGACUCUGACUUUGAUGAGCAUUCAGCACCCUCUCCUAGGAGUGUGAUGUGCUGCCGAAUAAUUGCUAUUAUAUUUAUGGUUCUGUUGGUUUUACGUCAUACUCUUGCCAUCCUAAUUAGUGGAGCUGGAGAUUACUCGAUGACAUUGUUUAUGUUACUGAUAUUGAGAACAGUUGGGAUUCUUCUGCCUGUUUAUGUCAUGGUCAGAGCAUUUACUGCUAUUCAACAUCGGGGUCGGCAGCAGGAUCCUCAUUUUCCCCUUGCUGAAUCAGAUGAGGAAAAUGAGUUGCCGCAACUUCAGACUCAUUCGCACAUUGUUCAUAUUCAGUGAUCAUUGCAGCCACCUUAAACAUAAAAGGAUUGCAAAUGUACAGAAGAGCAAGUCAAAAGUGUAGUGUCUAAAUUUCAAUGAUGCUGUGUUGAAGUUUGUAGCAUCACAGUAGAGACAAUCAACUGCUUUGCUUUUUGUGUGUGUGUGUGUGUGUUGGUUCACAUCAAAUCCUCAGGCAUUCGUCAUUCCAAUCAAAAUGAAUAGAAUUCAGAGCUAGGAAAACCAUGUACACCUACAUUGGUAUUAAACAGCUAUUUUCACUGCUGCUUACCAGAUACGGAAUCCAGAAACAAGAGUUGAAAAGGGUGUCUGGUAUCUAAAAAGUAGAGUUAGUGCUAGCAAAUACCAUGUUCCUUGAUGUGAGAAUUGUGAUCCUUGUUUCUGAAAGAAAAUGUGAGGUGUUAAUAGCCUUGCACUAUUUUA
Messenger RNA from Populus euphratica (Euphrates poplar), 1400 nucleotides. RefSeq lists its product as uncharacterized. Gene Ontology annotation, cellular component: membrane. Gene Ontology annotation, biological process: protein ubiquitination. NCBI's taxonomy places the organism in Eukaryota, Viridiplantae, Streptophyta, Magnoliopsida, Malpighiales, Salicaceae. The transcript is spliced from 9 exons. Gene Ontology annotation, molecular function: zinc ion binding; ubiquitin-protein transferase activity. The record is from RefSeq and is a predicted model, not a curated record. Bases 174 to 977 code for a protein of 267 amino acids.